Messenger RNA from Adineta steineri, 688 nucleotides. Lineage: Eukaryota; Metazoa; Rotifera; Eurotatoria; Adinetida; Adinetidae. The record is from the annotation of a GenBank genome assembly.
AGGAAAAAUUGCUGGUGCUGAUAUUGAAGUUUAUUUACUUGAAAAAGCUCGUGUCAUUUUUCAACAACCAGCUGAACGUAAUUAUCAUAUUUUCUAUCAAAUAUGUUCAAAUGCUUUUCCGGAAAUUCAUAAGGAAUGUCUUAUUGAAAAUGAUCCAGGAAAAUAUCAUUAUGUAGCACAAGGUAUGCUUACUAUUGAUAAUGUUGAUGAUGCAGAAGAAAUGAGAAUUACUGAUGAAGCUUUUGAUAUUCUUGGUUUUACAAAAGAAGAAAAACUUAGUAUGUACAAAUGUACAGCAGCUAUUAUGCAUUUUGGUAAUUCUCAAUGGAAACAACGACCACGAGAAGAACAAGCUGAAGCAGAAGGAACUGAAGAUUGUGAAAAAGUUGCUCAUCUUCUUGGUAUUGAAGCAGCUGAACUUAUCAAAGGUUUACUUAAACCACGUAUCAAGGUCGGCAAUGAAUAUGUUAAUAAAGGUCAAAGUAAAGAUCAAGUUACUAACUCAAUUGGUGCUCUCUCCAAAUCCAUCUAUUCACGUAUGUUUAAUUGGUUAGUCGAGCGUGUUAAUGUAACGCUCGAUGUUAAAGCUAAACGACAAUAUUUUAUUGGUGUACUUGAUAUUGCUGGUUUCGAAAUUUUUGAUUACAAUGGUUUCGAACAAUUAUGUAUCAAUUAUACAAAUGAACGU